AUGGCACCGAAGAAGGAAAAGGCUCCGCCUCCGUCUUCCAAGCCCGCUAAGUCCGGCGGCGGAAAACAGAAGAAGAAGAAGUGGAGCAAGGGAAAGCAGAAGGAGAAGGUGAACAACAUGGUGCUGUUCGACAAGGCCACCUACGACAAGCUCAUCUCGGAGGCACCCAAGUACAAGCUCAUCACCCCUUCCAUCCUUUCCGACCGUUUGAGGAUUAAUGGGUCACUUGCAAGGAAGGCAAUAAGGGAGCUGAUGGCCAGAGGCUUGAUCAGGAUGGUAUCAGCGCAUUCAAGCCAGCAGAUAUACACUCGGGCUACUAAUACCUAA
Messenger RNA from Ilex paraguariensis (yerba mate), 327 nucleotides. NCBI's taxonomy places the organism in Eukaryota, Viridiplantae, Streptophyta, Magnoliopsida, Aquifoliales, Aquifoliaceae. The record is from the annotation of a GenBank genome assembly.